Molecule: messenger RNA, 822 nt
Organism: Setaria italica (foxtail millet)
Lineage: Eukaryota; Viridiplantae; Streptophyta; Magnoliopsida; Poales; Poaceae
Product: TPD1 protein homolog 1-like
Exons: 1
Coding region: 141-596 (151 amino acids)
Biological process (GO): cell fate determination
Source: RefSeq, a predicted model, not a curated record
GCCCCCAGCACCUGCGCUGUCGCCAUCGCUAGCGACUCACCACGUUCACGGCUUCACGCUCACUCCCUUCACUCUUCGGACGCCGCGAAUAAGUAGCCGCGCGCACCUCCAGAGUGAGCCGGUCAGUCAGUGUCAGUGCCAUGGCGAGAGCACGAACAGAGCUCCUCCGCUUCCUCCUCCUCAUCGUCCUCGCCACCGGCGCCGCUACGGCCGCCGCCACCGCGGUGGACGCGCCGGCGCCCGCGGCAGCUGCAGGGUUGGCGGCCGCGGCAGCACCAUCAGCGUCGGGGUGCCGGCGCGGCGACGUGGUGGUGCGGCAGCGCGCGACGGGUCGGACGGUGGAGGGGAAGCCCGAGUACGCGGUGGAGGUGCGGAACGCGUGCCGGUGCGCGCAGUCCCGGGUGGUGCUCCGCUGCUACGGCCUCAGCAGCGUGGAGGCCGUGGACCCGCGCGCCAUCCGCGCAGUCGACGCCGAGCGCUGCCUGCUCCGCGGCGGCCGCGCCCUGGCGCCCCGUGGCGGCGCCGCCGUGCGCUUCACCUACGCCUGGAUGACUCCGCAGGACUUCCCGCUCGUCAGCGCCCAGCCGCACUGCUAGCGCUUACUGCUUAGUAGCUAGAGCUUGCUGGGCUCGGAGAGUUUGUUUGCUGCUGAUACGAUUCGUCGAGCAAGAGUAGCUGAUGGAUUGAGUUGCUAAGUGUAAUUAUUAAACGAGCUUUAUUAGGUUGGAGUUUUGUUUAGGCUCGGUGUCUUUGGUUUCGUGGCUGGGUUUAAUUUGUACUACUUGUUAACCUUGCGUUUUAUGAUGAUAAUUUUUUGCUCUA